AUGCGGCGCACGCCACAUAGAAAGAUGACUUGGAGUGAGCAAUAUACAAGUCUCGUAAACUUCAUUCCUCUGACACAGAGACGAACACUGAUUAGGUGUACAAAACUGGAAAGACGGGUUCGAACGACGCUUUUCAUCGGGAGCACACUAAUCGGAAGUACAAAGGGCUUGACUGGUAUAUACCGAUGUACGGUCAAUUUUCAAGAAACGGUUCGAAUAGUCAAGGUGCAUUUCCUCUGCAAUUCCUUCGAUCCGGGUCCUUUACGAAAACCAAUAGCCUUCCAUCGCACAAGUGGUCAAUAG
Molecule: messenger RNA, 303 nt
Organism: Opisthorchis viverrini
Lineage: Eukaryota; Metazoa; Platyhelminthes; Trematoda; Opisthorchiida; Opisthorchiidae
Exons: 3
Coding region: 1-303 (100 amino acids)
Source: RefSeq, a predicted model, not a curated record